UUUAAAAUGUCUUUAAUUUUUGCCUUAUAUAGUCAGGAAGGCAAAUGCAAUGUUGGCAUUUAUUGUGAAAAGACAUGAAUCUAAAAACAGGGCUGUACCUCUGAGGCUUUAUAAGGCUCUGGUCAGGCCAUACUUGGAGUACUGCAUGCAGAGUUGUGCCCCAUAUCUCAGGAAGGAUGUACUGUCCCUGGAACGGGUUCAGAGGAGGUUCACGAGAAUGGUCCAGGGAAUGGAAACCUUAAAAUAUGAGGAACGGUUGAUGACUCUGAGACUGUACUCAUUGGAGUUUAGAAGGAUGAGGGGUGAUCUAAUUGAAACUUUCAGAAUACUGAAUGGCCUGGACUGAAUGGUUGUUGGGAAGAUGCUUCCAUUGGUAGGAGAGACGAGGCCCCGAGGGCACAGCCUUCGAAUGAAGACAAGACCUUUUAAAUUGGAGAUUUGCAGAAACUUCUUCAGCAGAUAGUUUUGAAUCUGUGAAAUUCACUGCCACAGAAGGCUGUGGAGGCCAGAAAAUUUAAAACUGAGACAGAUAGGUGCCUGAUUAUCACGGGGAUCAAGGGCUAUGGGGAGAGAGCAGGAGAAUGGGGUUGAGGAACUUAUCAGCCAUGACUAAAUGGCAGAACAGACUCAAUGGGCCGAAUGGCUAAUUUCUGCACCUAUGUCUUUCGGUUUUGUGGUCUUAAAUAAUUGCAGGUCUAAAAUCUUUGAGAGCCCAAACUCUGAGAAAGAUGAAGAACCAAGUUCACCAAAAGAGACAGCAACAAUUUCAAAUUCUGGAAAUGUUGACAGUGCAAAUGGUGAGGAAAAUGGAAGUUGUGGUUCUUCAGGAUCCAGCGAAAUAAUUGCUCAAUAUGGAAGCUUUGACACUUCAGAGGCAGAAGAGAUUCCAGUAAUCGAUUCAGUGAGCACAAACAACGGGAACAAUGCUAACAUUCUGAGCUGUGAGGAGCUUGAAAAUCCAAAUCCUCCAAAGACAUUUGCUGAGAUCAGAAAGUCCAAAACCUUUGAUGGCCCAAACUCUGAGAAAGAUGAAGAACCAAGUUCACCGAAAGCGACUGCAGACAUUUCAAAUUCUGGAAAUGUUGACAGUGCAAAUGGUGAGGAAAAUGGAAGUUGUGGUUCUUCAGGAUCCAGCGAAAUAAUUGCUCACUGUGAAAGUGUUGAGUCCAAACACUGUCCGAAUUCUGAUGAAAUUCAGAAUUUAAGUUCACCGGAGAAGGGAGCGACAGUCAAGAAAAGCAUAGACUUCAACAGAUCAAGCUUUCUAGAAGAAUAUAAUUUCAGUCCUGCAGAAAAGGAAACACUAAUGAAAAUUGCUAUUCCUGAAAUUCUCGAAAUCUGGCUGGAGGAGUCUGCCGAAGACUUUCGUCAAGUUCCAACUUACUCUUGUCUCCGGAAGGUACUUUCCUACUUGAACCAGACAGUGCCAGGGUCAGAUGCUGAACAUCGGGCCCAGAAACUCCUGAGUCGGUUUUUGGCGGAGGAAACAGCGGAGAAAGAGAUGUUUAAAGGCUACCGUAGAAGAGUCAGAUUCUAUGUGGGAGAAGAACACGACCAAACCAUCGAACAAGUUGACGAAAAGCUCCUGUCCUACCCAUCACGCUUCAUUGCAGAGCAGCUGACUUUUAUGGAUGCUGAUCUUUUUCGGAAACUUGUGCCCAGCCAAUGUUUAGGGUCCAUCUGGUCUCAACGAGGGAAGGAAGAAAAACAGCAUCUGGUAUCAACCGUCCAGGCCACCAUGACACAGUUCAAUAAUGUUACAAAAUGUGUCACCAGCACCAUAUUAAGACGCCAACAGUUGAAACCAUGGCAGACGGCUAAAAUCAUUGAGAAAUGGAUUGAUGUUGCCCAGGAAUGUAGGAUUUUGCAGAAUUUCUCGUCAGUGCAUGCUAUUACCACUGCAUUGCAAUCAAAUAGUGUGUUCAAUUUGAAGAAGACUUGGGCAGCCGUGUCAAAGAGCAGUAAGACAACAUUUGAAGACCUUUCAAACAAUGAAGAAGAUAACUUUGUAGCGAGUAGAGAGCUGCUAAUGGAGGAUAUCGUUCAGGGAAUUGUGCCGUACCUGGGAACUUUCUUAACAGAAUUUUCAGCACUGGAUUCGGCUUUCCCGAAUUACCAUUCAAAUGGCUUGAUCAACUUUGACAAGAGACAAAAACUCCUCUGAACUCGAGAAACCGCCAAAGCCCAAAAAGAGUGUGUUUAAACGCCUCAGCUGCCUGUUUUCAAAGAGAGGUGUUAAAAUACACAACACUCAAACUAAAAGCUCUGAG
This is a messenger RNA of Stegostoma tigrinum, 2270 nucleotides long. RefSeq names its product ral guanine nucleotide dissociation stimulator-like 1. The record is from RefSeq and is a predicted model, not a curated record. Lineage: Eukaryota; Metazoa; Chordata; Chondrichthyes; Orectolobiformes; Stegostomatidae. The coding region runs from base 614 to 2164 and encodes 516 amino acids. Gene Ontology annotation, biological process: Ras protein signal transduction; positive regulation of GTPase activity. The transcript is spliced from 17 exons. Gene Ontology annotation, cellular component: plasma membrane. Gene Ontology annotation, molecular function: guanyl-nucleotide exchange factor activity.